AGAAACUCUCGGUAAACGCCAGUUAUUCCGGCGCAGUUUACAUAAUCCACCAAAAAAAAAAACGCGUUCCGAUCUCUCUCCUACAUACGCGUUCUCUCGGCCCUUUCGGAAGCAAGCAAGUAGAAAAGGCCGCGGACCAACCUGUCCCUCGACCCUUCUCUGCCACCGGGCCGAAAAAAAAGAGAACAUUGGAGAAAGACGCCCUACUCUCCCCGCAUUUCACUACAUUUUCAUCGCCUUGCCUUCAUUACCUACCGAUACCGAAUUAAAACCCUCGACCCGGUCAGUCCGAGCUACGAGAAUGUUUGCAAGAAUGGCGAAAACCACCCGUGCAGCAGCCGCGGCCGCUAAAAAAAAGAACCAACAAGAGGAGAGUUUGUCGCAAUUAUCUAAGCGCGAGGAAAAUGAGGUGGAAGAAGCAGAGGACGACGAUCUCGGGGUUUCCGUGCACAAUACUCAGACAUUUGCUGCGUUGGCGAGUCAGGAUACAGCGGCUACUACUAUCGCUGAGUCUGCGAGCGCGGCUUUGGAAGUAGGGACGAAGCCUGUUGCUGCCUCGACAAAGAAGAGGGGGGUUGUUGACGAGGAGGAGACGACGACGAGAGUUAUUAAGAAGGCCCGCGUCAGGAAGGACGAAGUUAUGAUUCCCGCUGCGAGGACGGCGGGGGUAAAGAUGAUGGUUGGGGCUCAUGUUAGUAUGUCUGGGGGUAUGUAUUCUCUUUCUUUGGCUGGUGGUUGGGUGGGUCUUUGUUUGGCGCUGAUUGGGCUACGAUAGGUGUUCAACAUGCCAUCACCAAUAGUUUGAAUAUAGGGGGGAAUGCAUUUGCGCUGUUCUUGAAGAGUCAGAGGAAGUGGGUGAGCGCAGAUUUGAAAGAAGCGGAUGCAAAGGCUUUCCGAGCCGGCUGUGAAAAGAAUGGGUUUGAUCCUAGGAAGUUUGUCUCUCCUCCUUUCUCUCGUAUUGGCUUUUACAUUCCAAUUUCUCCCAUGGAAGCGCUGUCUACCGUGAGGAAAAUUUCUACAUGGAGUUUUUCCCGCCGCGCAGGCUUGACAGAUAAUUGGUCCUAAUGGGAAGUUGCAGACAUGUCCUCCCCCAUGGAUCCUACUUGAUAAACCUCGCCAACGGCGACGCCGAGAAGGCGAAGAAAGCAUACAACUGUUUCCUUGACGACCUGAAGCGUUGCGAAAGGCUGGGCAUUGGCUUGUACAAUUUUCAGUAAGCCAUCCCCAGCGAUUUCAGGGCGCUUACGGAUGUUUUGAAUCCUACUAAUAUAUCGGAUUAAGCCCCGGGUCAACGCUUGGGCUUUCGCGCUCGGAAUCCCUUAGUCGUGUGGCGAGGGCGCUCAACAAAGCGCACUCCGAAACUAAGUUCUGCAUCACAGUAUUGGAGAACAUGGCCGGAGCUGGGAAUGUCAUUGGUGGCAAAUUUGAGGAUUUAAGAGACAUUAUUGCGAAGGUUAAGGAUAAGGAUCGUGUGGGUGUUUGCCUUGACACGUGUCAUUUAUUCGUAAGUUUAUACGUAGCUGAUCGCUGCUCGGUUAUCCAUCACUGACACGCUCGUUGGUUCCUUCCCACAGGCGGCCGGCCACGAUAUCCGCACCCAAGAAUCCUACGACGAAGUGAUGUCCAACUUUGACCGAAUAAUCGGCCGCAAAUACCUCAUGGCUCUUCACAUCAAUGAUUCCAAAGCUCCCCUUGCCUCAAAGCGAGACCUCCACCAGAACAUAGGUCUCGGCUUCCUAGGCCUCGAACCCUUUCGUAUAAUCAUGAACGACGAGCGCCUCGAGAGCCUCCCACUGAUCCUCGAGACCCCUAUGGAAGAGGAAAAGACAUGGGCAGAGGAAAUCAAACUUCUGGAAUCCCUCGUUGGAGUAGAAGGCGACGACCCGGAAUUCUUGGCAACGGCGAAGGAGUUGGCGGAUAGUGGUGCUGGCGAGAGACGGACUGCUGGGAUUGCGGCGCAGAAGAAGGCUGCUAAGGCUGUUGCUAAACCGGGGAAGCGAGGAAGGAAGGGUAGGAAUAAUGGUGAGAGCGAUAGUGAGGGUGGCGAUAGUGAUGACGGGGAGCAUCGCUGUUAGUUCCCGUGGAUUAAAUUGUUUCAAGGCCUUCUUUUGUUAUCCUGGCUUUUCUUUUCUUAUUGCUCGAUUCUCUUGUAGCUAUUUCUGUGUAUUCUUUGCGGAAUAUGGGAGCUGAUGUGGAUGACCAGUUGCCUGGUUUGUUGGGUCUGUUCCUUGGUUGGGAUUUUUCUCGUGCUUGAUGUGCUUUUUCACAAUGUCCCUGCCCGUUCAUUGACACUUCGGCACUCGUACCGAGUCUUAUAUGGGACAUGGUUUGUACCGUAAUAUAAUAAAAUUAUAAAAGCACUGCAUUGGAUUGU
Tuber aestivum (summer truffle) is the source of this 2374-nucleotide messenger RNA. The record is from the annotation of a GenBank genome assembly. NCBI's taxonomy places the organism in Eukaryota, Fungi, Ascomycota, Pezizomycetes, Pezizales, Tuberaceae.